Neurospora tetrasperma FGSC 2508 is the source of this 559-nucleotide messenger RNA. RefSeq lists its product as uncharacterized. Gene Ontology annotation, molecular function: structural constituent of ribosome. The record is from RefSeq and is a predicted model, not a curated record. Gene Ontology annotation, biological process: translation. Gene Ontology annotation, cellular component: ribosome; cytosolic small ribosomal subunit. NCBI's taxonomy places the organism in Eukaryota, Fungi, Ascomycota, Sordariomycetes, Sordariales, Sordariaceae. The transcript is spliced from 4 exons. The coding region runs from base 90 to 281 and encodes 63 amino acids.
CACGGCUGAAUUGUACGUACCUUACUUAGGUACCUGCGAGAUACAGACACAAAAAGCCACUCACCACCACUUCAUCACUACUAUUCAAAAUGGGCAAAGUUCACGGUUCCCUUGCUCGUGCCGGCAAGGUCAAGUCUCAGACUCCCAAGGUUGAGCCCCAGGAGAAGCCCAAGACCCCCAAGGGCCGUGCUCACAAGCGCGAAAUCUACACUCGCCGUUUCGUGAACGUUGUCACAGGUCCUGGCGGCAAGCGCAAGAUGAACGCCAACCCCUCUGCUUGAAGGGCUUGUCUUUUGGAAUGUUCUUCAUUCGCAAAUAAGCAAGCAAGCAUCUCAUGGCGUCUCUGGGCGUUUACUGAUUCUACCUACGAGGGAAAUGGUCAUGGCCAUGGGCAUAUCGGGAACGCAGGAGCAUGUGUUGGACUUGGGUACUCAGUUCAUCCUCUACUAUAGGCUAGGUUUCCGGCGCAUAGGCGUUUUGAUGGAAUCUGAUGAUGCCCCCUUCUUCCAGCUAGGUACAAUAGGAAAAUCGAUUUGUCCUUUGGGCACUUAUUCAGAAA